AUGACACUGGCGUGGGUCCUCACCCUGUGGAUGCUGCUGCUGGUUCCCAGGCUGGGGGCUGGCAGGCCAGGGUCCCCAGAAGACGCCUCCUUCUACUAUGGAACCUUCCCACCUGGCUUCUCCUGGGGCACAGGUAGCUCCGCCUUCCAGACGGAGGGCGCCUGGGACCAAGAUGGGAAGGGGCCCAGCAUCUGGGAUGCCUUCACGCACGGCGGUAAGGGGAAGGUGCUGGGGGAUGAGACGGCAGACGUGGCCUGCAACAGCUACUAUAGGGUCCAGGAGGACGUCGUCCUGCUCAGGGAUCUUGGAGUCAACCACUACCAGUUCUCCCUGUCGUGGCCCCGGCUGCUGCCCACUGGCAUCCGAGCCGAGCAGGUGAACGAGAGAGGAGUCACGUUCUACAGCGGGCUGAUCGAUGCCCUCCUGCAGAGCAACAUCACGCCUGUCGUGACCCUGCACCACUGGGACCUGCCGCAGCUGCUCCAGGUCAGGUUCGGCGGGUGGCAGAACGUGAGCAUGACUGGCUACUUCAGGGACUACGCUGAGCUGUGCUUCGAAGCCUUUGGGGACCGGGUGAAGCGCUGGAUCACAUUCAGUGACCCUCGGGCCAUGGCAGAAAAAGGCUACGAGACCGGCCAGCAUGCGCCAGGCCUGCAGCUCCGGGGCACCGGCCUAUACACGGCAGCACACCACAUUAUCAAGGCCCAUGCCCUCGCCUGGCAUGCCUACAACAGCACAUGGCGCCCCAAGCAGCAAGGUCUACUGGGGAUCUCCCUGAACUGCGACUGGGGGGAGCCCGUGGACAUGAGCCGCCCCAUGGACGUUGAGGCCGCCGAGAGGUACCUGCAGUUCUGCCUGGGCUGGUUCGCCAACCCCAUCUAUGCCGGUGACUACCCACAGGUCAUGAAGGACAGCAUCGGAAGGAAGAGCGUGGAGCAGGGCUUGGAUAUGUCGAGGCUACCAGCAUUCUCGCGGCAGGAGAAGGGCUAUAUCAAAGGCACGUCCGACUUCUUGGGGCUGGGUCACUUCAUGACUCGAUACAUCACGGAGAGGAGCUACCCCUCGCGCCACGGGCCCAGCUACCAGAACGACCGGGACUUGGUGGAACUGGCUGACCCAUGCUGGCUGGACCUGCGGCCCAAGUGGCCACAUUCCGCUCCGUGGGGAUUCCGGAGGCUCCUCAACUUUGCCCAGACUCAAUAUGGCGACCCUCCCAUAUACGUGACAGAAAAUGGAGCCUCUCAAAACCUACACUGUACUCAGUUGUGUGACAAGUGGCGAAUUCAGUACCUUAAAGGACACAUAAACGAAAUGCUGAAAGCCAUAAAAGACGGUGCUAAUAUAAAAGGGUACACCUCCUGGUCUCUGUCGGACAAGUUUGAAUGGGAGAAGGGAUACAUGGAUAGAUAUGGACUCUACUACGUCGAAUUUAAUAGCAGAAAUAAGCCACGGUACCCGAAGGCUUCUGUUCACUAUUAUAGGAAGAUCAUCACUGCCAAUGGGUUUCCCAAUCCGAGAGAGGUGGAAAGCUGGUAUCACAAAGCCUUGGAAACUUGCUUUAUCAACAACCAGAUGCUUGCUGCAGAGCCGCUGCAGAGGUACAUGCAGAUGGCCACGGAGGUGGCAGUGCCCACCGUGAGUGCCCUCUGUGUGCUCCUCGCUGCUGUCCUGCUCGUGCUCCUUCUGCAGGCGCGGAACUGAGUGCAUGGCCAACA
Molecule: messenger RNA, 1715 nt
Organism: Carlito syrichta (Philippine tarsier)
Lineage: Eukaryota; Metazoa; Chordata; Mammalia; Primates; Tarsiidae
Gene: LCTL
Product: lactase like
Exons: 13
Coding region: 1-1701 (566 amino acids)
Biological process (GO): carbohydrate metabolic process
Molecular function (GO): beta-glucosidase activity
Source: RefSeq, a predicted model, not a curated record